AGCUAGCUUAUAGUGGCACAAGCUAAAAACUACAAAACUUAUUAGCAAACGUGGAUCUGGUUGCCCUAAAUCAUAUCAAAACGGCAACUCGAAAUUGGUCGCUUUGGCAGUUACCGUCGUUAAAAAUUUGUUUACAACUGGUACAUAUCUGAACAGAAACGAUUCGGUUACCUUUAAAAACUAAAAAAAAACGUACUUAAAUAGCUCCAAAUUAACAAGGCACAAUGAAUUUUGAUAACACAGAGUUUAUGAAUCAAAAAAUGCUCAAACCGCUCAUGCCAGAAGAUAUGCGUAACGAGUUGAUAGCGGCUUUAAAAACUCAAAAUGUUCAGCAUCACAAUCGAUCGCGAUCAGUUCGAAACUUCAAAAAGUUUCCAUAUUCACAAUCGCCGAUCCCUACUAGUCCCCUUGUGGCGCCAAAUGGUUCCAAUGACGAGGACAAACGGUUUCAGCUGCGACUGCAAGCCAUUCAAGAAAUCAAAUCGUCGGAAUUGUCCUACCUUCGGCAGUUGGAAAUGCUGAUAAACCAUUUCGUACUACCCCUGAAAAGUAACGGAUUGAUCCAGGAAAAGGAACAUUCCCAAAUUUUCGGUCAGCUAGAAACUAUCCACAAUCUCAGCCAAGAGUUGCUGAAACAUUUGGACGAUAAUUUGGACAGCGUAGUUAAAGCUUUCAUGAAUCUGGGACCGUUUUUCAAACUUUAUUCAGUCUAUGCAUUUGAUUAUCGUAAAUCGCUGUGUGCUCUACAAACACUAAUGCUCAAAAGCCCUGGGAUAAAGAAAUUUAUAACGAAUACUGAAAGCCGGCCAGAGGUUCAAACUAAACUGAUAUCGCUUUUGAUAAUUCCAAUUCAAAGGAUUCCACGAUACAAAUUGCUCCUGCAGCAAGUCCUCCUGUACACAAGUCCUUCAGAUGGAGCGCACAAGCAACUUCAAGAAUCUAUCAGACUUGUGGAACAAUCGGUGUCCCACAUCAACUCCGUGGUAGAAGACUACGAAAACACUCAGCGACUUAUAACGAUUCAGAAUGCGCUAACUACAAAAUCAUUGAAAAUCGUUAACCCUGGGAGAAAAGUCCUCAAGGAAGGAGUGCUCCGGAAAGUCAAACCCGACGGAACAACGUCCAAAAAGUACGGUAUCCUUAUGUCCGACAUGUUCAUUUACUGUCGAAUGCUCAAAGAUGUUGACCAUCUGAUGUCGGAAAAUGGUCUGGAAUGUUGCUGCAUGUUUCCGCUUAAGAAAUGUAAGGUGGUGGAAAUGUUUCGUGGCAAUUUUAAACUCAGCUGCAGCGGAGAUGGGAUAAUCUUUACGGCUGAAAGUCCCGAAGAUAACCAAAGUUGGCUGCAGGCCAUACGGGAGGCCAUCGAACUACACGUGCAGUGUCGCAAGACGCUUCGAAAGUUGUCGAGCAAUCGGAAACCAUUGCGUAAAAAACACAUUCAACGCCUUGAACCAGAGGACGAUUAUCUGUGGUUGUUGCGUCGCAAAACGGCUAGUCCACCGCAAUCACCGGCCAAGCGGUAUCAGCGUAGCUGGUCGCUGCGAAAGCUGGACUGUUUGAAGGCCAUGAACAGUUCCUAUCAGGAGGACACGAUGUCGUCAGUAAAGGUAAACUACUUAGGUAACACUCCCAACAAAAAACUUUUAAACCAGAGAGCCACAUCCGCUGCCGCUGCUUUGGACGAAAAUCGUUCCAUGAUACAGUUGCAAACGUAUGGUGAAUCUCCGAAACCGGGUCCAAGUGCCGAUGGUACCCGGAGAAAGCAUGUGCACUUUCAGCUGCCGGCCUCGUAUUAUAAGCGCUGAGUUUUGGCUGCGUUUAAUGCUCUUUCUUGGUUUUUCUGUUUUCGGUCAAGUAAUCUCAAUUUGUCCCAGUUUUUGUUUUCUAUAGAUAUAAAUACAUUUUCGU
This is a messenger RNA of Uranotaenia lowii, 1908 nucleotides long. It is a transcript of the gene RhoGEF4, whose product is annotated as putative protein tag-52. The transcript is spliced from 3 exons. Gene Ontology annotation, cellular component: cytoplasm. Lineage: Eukaryota; Metazoa; Arthropoda; Insecta; Diptera; Culicidae. Gene Ontology annotation, biological process: intracellular signal transduction. The record is from RefSeq and is a predicted model, not a curated record. The coding region runs from base 225 to 1805 and encodes 526 amino acids. Gene Ontology annotation, molecular function: guanyl-nucleotide exchange factor activity.